This is a messenger RNA of Ceutorhynchus assimilis (cabbage seed weevil), 1694 nucleotides long. Lineage: Eukaryota; Metazoa; Arthropoda; Insecta; Coleoptera; Curculionidae. The record is from the annotation of a GenBank genome assembly.
GUGAAAUUGGGGGCAACGACAAGUAUUUUUUUCUUGCCGGCAUCCAGAAAGAUUAUAUUUUCCUUAUUAGAUAAGCAAGCAUCCUGUUUUUCGGUUAAGAAAAGCGAUUUGCGGCAGUCCUGAUAAUGUCGCUGUGAUAACAUAAUUGUUUUUCGGUGCUCCGAAACGGAGAUCUUGUGCAACGUCCAGCAGAAGGUCCGAGCGAGUGGGGCACACCAGUUUAAAAAGAUGUCUUUGCAAUCCAUCAAGUACGAUCCAGAGACGAACAAUUUGGAAAUUUUAGAUCAGCUGCUAUUACCAGCUACAACUCGGUAUGUUAAAGUUAGAGGAGUCGAGGACGGAUGGAAGGCUAUCAACAAAAUGCAGGUUCGUGGGGCUCCAGCUAUAGCCAUAGUUGGCUGUCUAAGUUUAGCGGUAGAGAUGCAAAACGACAAAUUCGAAACCAAAAAACAAUUUCGUCAAGAAGUAGAGGGUAAACUAAACUAUUUGGUUUCGUCUCGUCCGACCGCUGUCAAUAUGAAAACUGCCGCCGAAGAACUCAUCGAUUUGGCCAAUCAACUCAGCAAAGACGAAUGUGUCGGUUUAGACGACAUGAAAAAUAAGUUCCUAUCAACAAUUCAACAAAUGCUAGCAAAAGACAUAGCUGAUAAUAAAGCCAUCGGUGAUAAUGGCGCCAAAGAAAUCCUCUCUCAUGUCGCCGGAGAUAGCUUAGUGAGAGUGAUUACGCACUGCAACACUGGAUCUCUUGCUACCGCAGGUUAUGGCACCGCUUUAGGAGUUAUUAGGAGUUUACAGGGAAAGAAAAGACUUGAACACGUUUACUGUACUGAAACAAGGCCAUAUAAUCAAGGAGCGAGGUUGACAGCCUACGAAUUGAUACACGAAAAAAUUCCCGCUACUCUCAUUUGUGAUAGUAUGGUGUCGGCCUUGAUGAAGUCUCGAAAUAUUUCUGCUGUGGUCGUUGGAGCUGAUAGGGUAGCUGCAAACGGUGAUACAGCAAAUAAAAUCGGAACUUAUCAAAUAGCCGUAGUAGCCAAAUAUCACCAAGUGCCAUUUUAUGUAGCAGCCCCGUUCACGUCUAUAGAUGCCAAAGUUUCGACUGGCGAGCACAUUGUGAUUGAAGAGAGGCCUGAUAGAGAAAUGACUCACGUUGGAGAGCAUAGGAUAGCAGCAAAAGGGAUUCAAUGUUGGAAUCCUGCCUUUGACGUCACCCCAUCUUCCCUAAUUGCCGGCAUUAUUACUGAAAGAGGUGUGUACAGGCCACAAGAGCUAAAAGAAGCCCUUGCGGCCGUGAAUCACAACUCCUAAAUUUUGGUAGGGAUUUUUAUCGACAAAAAUAUAAUAAUGACUAUUUUUGGAUGAUUUUUACUGUUUACUGUAUAAAUUUAUCGGGAUUUUUUUAUAAGAAUGUUGUUGAUUUAUUUGCCUUUCAGGUUGUACCUACUUAUUAAUUGCAAAUUGUCCUGUAAGCGAAAAAAAAGACGUUAACCAAGACACUAAACUAUUUUAAGCUUGCAUUGAAAAAAAAAAAAUUAAAUAUUUUUGUUUUGAAAUUAUUUAUUCCACUUGUUUGAGCAGAAUUUACAUAUCAUUUGAGUUUUGUUGAUUAAUUUUUAUUUUUGAUUCUUAAUUUUUGAUUUUGUGUUACCCAUUCGGCUGAAUUUGUGAAAUUAAAAGCUUUUAUUGGGACCAUA